AUGAACGAUCAGCAGGAAUAUCCUCAAUUAUCAACUACUAAUCUAACCAUUCGAUCCAAUGAUACCGUCAUACCCAUACCGACAUUAUCCUCCACUCUUCCUAGUCAAAUCGCAUUUGUACUAUUUCCUUGUAUGGUCUUGACCGGUGUCAUUUGUAAUACCUUGAUAUUUGUUAUCAUGCGACGUCGACGUAUGUCUCAUCUUUCAACAUGUUACUAUAUGGGUAUCUUGGCUAUAGCUGAUACGAGUGUCUUACUACUUGGUCUGUCAGUCAUGUGGAUUUAUUUUGUUAAUCGAAAAUGGUCGUUACUAUUGCAGUCAACCUAUGCUUGUAAAUUUCUUUCACUUCUAUUCUAUACUGUUUCGGAUACAAGCGUUUGGAUCGUUUGUAUGAUGUCGGCUGACCGUUGCAUCGCUGUGACACGUCCAUUACAUGCAAGUUCGAUAUGCACUGUCCAACGUGCUCGAAUAUCUGUUUGUAUACUUGUUUUAUGUGUAUUGAUGAUCAACAUACAUUUCGUAUUUACACAUUAUUUAUCAUCAGCUAAUGAAUGUACAAUUCAUGAGCACUAUGAAUUUUUCAUUCAUCGAGUCUGGCCAUGGAUUGAUGCUGCAGUUUAUUCGGCCGUUCCAUUUAUAUUUCUCCUAACAAUCAAUUUAGUUAUUGUUCAUAGCUUGUUUCAAGCACGUCGUUCAACAUCAAGAUUACAAAUAUAUCAAUCACAACGAAAUCGUAAUAAAAAUAAACUGUCGACGUCAAUGUCAAGAAAAUUGACAACGAUGCUUUUAGCUGUAACUGUUUUCUUUUUAUUAACUUCGUUUCCCAUGGUUUGUUUACAACUCUAUACGAACAUCCAUCAACAACAUAACAGUUUAUUUGCACAAUCAUAUCUCAAACCGCUUUGUGAAACACUACAGUAUUCAAAUCAUUGCAUUAAUUUUUUUCUCUAUGCGAUCACGGGUAAAGCAUUUCGGCAUGAAUUAAAACGUCUAUUUCAUAGUAUAGCAAUAAAAAUGCAUCUAGCUGAGGAAUCUGUUGACAUACCCAUCGAUCGACGUUAUCUCGGACGAACGAUGCAGCGCCAUAUGAGCGACAUUACGACAAGUCAACGACGAAUUUCAACUGCGACUGUUCAACUUUUACGAUGCGGAACAUCUCUCGACUUAUCGACAAGCAAUGGGAACAUUAAAAAACGUCAUAUCUAA
This is a messenger RNA of Adineta ricciae, 1206 nucleotides long. NCBI's taxonomy places the organism in Eukaryota, Metazoa, Rotifera, Eurotatoria, Adinetida, Adinetidae. The record is from the annotation of a GenBank genome assembly.